Messenger RNA from Acomys russatus (golden spiny mouse), 1474 nucleotides. Its product is annotated as cytochrome P450 2J2-like. Gene Ontology annotation, molecular function: oxidoreductase activity, acting on paired donors, with incorporation or reduction of molecular oxygen, reduced flavin or flavoprotein as one donor, and incorporation of one atom of oxygen; iron ion binding; heme binding. Gene Ontology annotation, cellular component: cytoplasm; intracellular membrane-bounded organelle. The transcript is spliced from 9 exons. The record is from RefSeq and is a predicted model, not a curated record. NCBI's taxonomy places the organism in Eukaryota, Metazoa, Chordata, Mammalia, Rodentia, Muridae. Gene Ontology annotation, biological process: xenobiotic metabolic process; arachidonate metabolic process. Bases 1 to 1428 code for a protein of 475 amino acids.
AUGACUUCUGAUGUGGGAUCCAGGAUAGGUGAAGAAUCCAUCUACGCGGAGGAGCAGAGGGCAGAGCAGGUGGAGAUUCAGGAGAAGCUGCUGUGCAGCUGGCUGGCUCAGACUCAUGGCAGUGUGUUUACUGUGUGGUUGGGCUCUACCCCCAUCGUGGUGCUGAGCGGCUUCCAGGCAGUGAAGGAGGCACUGGUCUCCAACUCAGAACAGUUCUCUGGGAGACCCCUCACCCCGUUCUUCCGGGACCUGUUUGGAGAAAAAGGUGUUAUCUGCAGCAAUGGACACACGUGGCGUCAGCAGAGACGCUUCUGCCUGACGACUCUUCGAGAGCUGGGCCUUGGCAAGCAGAUGCUAGAGAGACAGCUGCAGCGUGAGGCAGCAGAGCUGGCUAAGGUGUUCCAUCAGGAGCAGGGGAGACCCUUCGACCCUCAGGUCCCUAUUGUCCAAUCCACAACAAGAGUUAUUGGGGCCCUGGUGUGUGGCCAUCACUUCCUCUCUGAGGAGCCCAUCUUCCUGGAAGUAAUUCAAGCCAUCAACCUUGGCCUAGCCUUUGUCAGCACUGCUUGGCGCCGGCUGUACGACUUGUUUCCAUGGGCCCUUCGCUACAUCUCUGGACCCCAUCAGAAGAUAUUUAAGUACCACGAGGCUGUGCGAAGCUUUAUCCGCCAUGAAAUCAUCAGGCACAAACUCAGAACACCUGAGACCUCUAAGGAUUUCAUCAACUGCUACCUGUCACAAAUCACGAAGACCAUGGAUGACCCUGUCUCCACAUUCAACGAGGAGAACAUGAUCCAAGUGGUGAUUGACCUGUUUCUGGGAGGCACUGACACCACGGCCACCACACUGCACUGGGCACUACUAUACAUGGUCCAUCACAGAGCCAUUCAAGAGAGAGUGCAGCAGGAGCUGGACGAGGUGCUGGGCACCGCGCAGACCAUCUGCUACGAGGAUCGAGAACGCCUGCCCUACACCCGAGCCGUCCUCCAUGAGGUGCAGCGCCUGAGCAGUGUGGUGGCUGUGGGCGCUGUGCGGCAGUGUGUGACUUCCACCUGGAUGCGGGGGUUCUACAUGCCCAAGGGUACCAUCAUCUUACCCAAUCUGGCCUCUGUGCUGUAUGACCCCGAGUGCUGGGAGACCCCUCAUCAGUUCAACCCUGGCCACUUCCUAGACAAGGAUGGAAACUUUGUGGCCAACGAGGCCUUCCUGCCCUUCUCCGCAGGGCAUCGGAUGUGCCCUGGGGAACAGCUUGCUCGAAUGGAGCUCUUCCUGAUGUUUGCCACCCUCCUGAGGACCUUUCGGUUUCAACUUCCAGAAGGGAGCCAGGACCUCAGACUGGAAUAUGUCUUUGGGGGGACACUGCAGCCUCAACCCCAGAAGAUUUGUGCAGUGCCUCGGCUGGCCAGCCUCAGACCUGAGGAGGAGUAAGCAGACCUGCCGUGGCAGCGCCCCAACACAUAAAGCUUCUGUCUGU